AUGCUCGCAGCAUACAACGCUUCUCAACUACGGAUUGAGUCUGGCAAACCACCGAUUAAGCAUGGCCGCUUCACCUCACCACAUCUAAUAGAUCGCUGGGAUUGCAUCACCAUUGACGAGAAAACAAUAUCCGAGACAAUUUUCAGGCAGGUCGAAGCAAAGGUUCUGGCGCGCAACAUAUCCGAAAACAUCCAAGCAACAGAGUUUGAACUGCUUACCGCGACUGCUUUUGAGAUAUUCACACUUGAGAAUGUGGAUAUCGGUGUCAUCGAAGUUGGUAUGGGUGGUCGUCUCGACUCUACCAACAUAUUGGGUCAGACAUCCGAGUUCGACGAGCUGGAGCAAAACCAACAGUACAGGCCGAAGCCAUUGGUGACUGCCAUUUCUACAAUCGCAUUAGAUCACCAAGGCUUUCUCGGAAACACAUUACUCGAGAUUGCUACUCAAAAAGCCGGUAUCGUAAAAUCAGGAGUACCGCUGGUUCUGGCAAUGAACGACGAGGCCGUAACGCAGCACAUUAUGCAACUUGCGUCCAAAGCAGGAGUGACACAAAUAUUGCACUCGAAAGAUACGGCAGGCUUCGAUGUGACUCGCGCAUCCAGCACGACUGAUGCAGGACAUGCUCGUCAACAAAAUGGUGCCAUGGCCUUCACAAUUACCUGGCUAUCGCUCAAGCGACUGAAUCGUCUUCCUGCUCCACCUACCACCCAAGCUGCCUGUGGCUCUUCCACCCUACGCAACGAGAUACGCACGUCAAGCCUUUCAACACUCGCAUCCACGCUACGCGCCGUCCCGCAGAGUGUCGUAUGGCCUGGCCGACUACAAGAUAUCAACAUGGCACCCCUUACCAGCUACACACCUGCAGCCCUCCUUGAUGGCGCGCACAAUGUCGAGUCCGCAACCGUGCUUGCCAAUACAGUACGAGAUCGUGCUCGCGACCGUCCAGUCAUCUGGGUUCUUGCUGCCUCGAAGGGAAAAGAUUUGACAUCCAUGUUCGAGCUGUUGCUUGCAGGAAGAUCUCGAGAUCGCGUUGUAGCCACGGAGUUUGGGGCAGUGGACGGCAUGCCCUGGAUCAUGGCGACACAAGCGGAGGACGUCGAGACAGCUGCAGCAAACAUAUUACCUGGAGAGAGUGUGGUCGUUGAGAAGGAUGUCGACGCCGCAUUGAAGGAGGCGUCCCGACUAGCAGAGGAGACAGAUGCUCUGCUCGUUAUUGCUGGAAGUCUGUAUCUCGUCGGCGAUGUGUUGCGCUUGGUGCGCAAUGCAGGUGGUCAAAUCAGUUGA
This is a messenger RNA of Aureobasidium uvarum, 1284 nucleotides long. Lineage: Eukaryota; Fungi; Ascomycota; Dothideomycetes; Dothideales; Saccotheciaceae. The record is from the annotation of a GenBank genome assembly.